AGAACUAAGACAGCUAGGCGCGUGCACCUGUCAUUUUAAAUUACAGUUUUUUUUUUUUUUUUAACAGUUAACUACAUGCACUUGAGUCAGACACAUCUCUUUGACUUAUAACUGUCUGAAUCUCCACUCCUCCCACAAAUAAAAAUGGCAGAAACCCAGCUUAACAACACCUUUAAAUCAGCAAAAUAUUAUGAGACAUAUUCAUAUCCAAUUAACCUUAAUAACUAAAACCCAAUAACCAGUAGACAUGCUACUUCAAAGAUCAUGUCUCUCUGGCUCACCUCUGUUCUUUCUCAUUUCUUUGCUUCUGUUAUUGCCAAUUACUGCCUUUGGAUAUGGAUCAUCAGGUCCAAUAGCAGCUGCAUUUGGCCAAAAUGGAUUCUUUUGUGCUAUUGAUGCUGGUGGAAAGCAAGCGAUUAUAUGUUGGAAUAAAAAUGAUAACUCUUCAGUUCCAACGGCAACAGCUUAUUUUAGCUCUCUUCCGCCGAUGGCAUCUCUCUCUGGCGGUGAAGGUUUUCUUUGUGGCAUUACAUCAAACUCUUCUCAAGCAUUUUGUUUUAGCUUGUUAACUCCAGGUACAGAUCUUGUUCCAACAAGUUUCAAAAGCAAUUCUUACUCACAAAUAGCUGUUGGUAAAUAUCAUGCUUGUGCUAUUAAAGGAUCUUACUUUUCUAGUAUAGAAUAUGGAAAUAUAAAUUGUUGGGAAUUUAAUCAAACAUUUAAUUCAUUUCGCAAUUCAAAUGUUGAUAGUCUUAUUCUUAGGAGGAUUGUUUCUGGGGAUGGUUUUAGUUGUGGUGUGACUAAUAAGGAAGGUGGUGUGAUUUGUUGGGGACCCAGAUCAGCUAAUCUGGAAGUUCCAGCUAGUUUUGGUGAUUUUGAGACUUUAGCCUCAAGUAGGAAUUCAGUUUGUGGGAUUAGAAAUGCAUCUAGAGAAGUAGAAUGCUGGGGUGAUGCUAAUGAUUAUGGUGCUCCACUUUCUGGAACUAGAUUUGUGGAUAUAACAGCAGGUGCACAUCAUUUCUGCGGCAUCCGUGAAGACAAUCAUGGGGUUGAAUGUUGGGGGAAUGUUGAUCUUUCGUCAGUUCCAAAAGGUUCUGGUUUCCUGGCAAUUGCUUCAUCAGAUUAUACUACUUGUGGUGUUAGAGAAGUUGACUUAGUUCUUGAUUGCUGGGAUGUUCAUGGAAAGUCCCUUAUGGAUUAUAGCCCUCCUUUGCAGCUAUGUAGUCCUGGAGUUUGUUCACUAGGGUCAUGUCCUACUGGGAAGUUUGCAUUCAAUGCAAGCUUGCUGAAUGAACCGGAAUUGACUAAUUUAUGUGUUAGGAAGGACUUGAAGAUUUGCUUGCCUUGUGGCACAAAUUGUUCCCAAGGCUAUUUCCCAUCCAGUACGUGUAGUGAGAAUGCAGAUAGAAUAUGCACUGCUUGUUCACUUUGUCAAAAUAGUUCUUGCUGGGAUGUUUGUGGACUUCCUUCUUCAUCAGGGUUUAAGCAGCAGGAUCAACAGAUAAAGAAACUAGUGAUUAUCAUAGGCCCUUCUUUGGUGUCAGUUUUAUUGCUGGUUUUAAUUGGUUGGUGUCUUUUUCCCCAGAAAGCUAAAGAUGAAGAAAGCAGAAAACAAAGGUGCAGUUGUUGUCUAGCCAAGCCAGUGGUGGAGGCUGACCCUGAUCCCAAUCCUCAACUGCCUCUCUCCAUAACCACUAUUGGAGAGACUCAAGUGUUCCGGCUUUCAGAACUGAAAGAUGCAACACAUGGGUUCAAGGAAUUCAAUGAGCUUGGAAGAGGAAGCUUCGGUUUUGUUUACAAGGCUGUUCUUCCUGAUGGUAGGCAAAUCGCAGUUAAAAGAGCUAAUGCUGCAACCAUAAUACACACAAACAGUCGAGAAUUCGAAGCAGAACUAGAAAUUUUAUGCAGUAUAAGGCAUAGUAACAUUGUCAACUUAUUGGGUUACUGUGCUGAAAUGGGAGAAAGGUUGCUGGUAUACGAACUAAUGCCUCAUGGCACACUUCACGAUCAUCUCCAUGGGGAGCUCUCUCCUCUUGAUUGGAACUUUAGAUUGAAGAUCUCUUUGCAGGCUGCAAGAGGACUUGAAUACCUACACAAUGAAGUUAAGCCGCCCAUUGUUCAUCGGGAUGUGAAGACUUCAAACAUAUUACUUGAUUCUGAGUGGGGGGCAAGAAUUGCAGAUUUUGGACUUUUAAGCAGCAAUGACAAGGAUGUAAAUGGGGAUAUGGUGAGUGAUGUCUAUAAUUUUGGUGUUGUUCUGCUAGAAAUAUUAAGCGGAAGAAAGGCCUAUGACAGGGACUAUAAUCCUCCUAGCAUUGUUGAGUGGGCAUUGCCACUUUUAAGAAUGGGAAGAGCAGCUGCCAUAAUAGAUCGGAAUGUGGCUCUACCUAGAAAUGUGGAACCCCUACUUAAACUUGCAGAUGUAGCGGAGCUUACUUUGAGGGAAAAUCCAAGCCAGCGUCCCAGCAUGUCUAGUGUGGCAAAUAUGUUGGAUCAGAUUGUGAAGAUUGGGUUGACAUUAUAAAUACACACGAUCAAGAAUUAAAAGCUAUCUGAAGAAUUCAAUGAGCAAGAGUUUGUCCACUGUAAAACAUUUGUUGCAAACAUGUGCAUUUUUUAUUCGUUUAAAUUCCUUAAUUUUACUCUUUUUUCAUAAAGUGAAAGAUAUUGCAACUACUAUAGCAAAGUUUUCUGCAGUAAUUCUAUCACAUUGAUAGUUCUUUGCUGGUUUCUAGUCUCAUAUUGUAAGUAGCAUUUAGAAAGUUAGUUGGCAGGUCUUUAUUUUUCUUUUAAUAUAUCCAGUGAGAGAUCACUUCUUAA
Messenger RNA from Ricinus communis (castor bean), 2820 nucleotides. RefSeq names its product serine/threonine-protein kinase-like protein CCR2. The coding region runs from base 248 to 2524 and encodes 758 amino acids. Gene Ontology annotation, molecular function: protein kinase activity; protein binding; ATP binding. The transcript has a single exon. Lineage: Eukaryota; Viridiplantae; Streptophyta; Magnoliopsida; Malpighiales; Euphorbiaceae. Gene Ontology annotation, biological process: protein phosphorylation. The record is from RefSeq and is a predicted model, not a curated record.